CUUUAUGCUAAACUUUGCAUCACAUGCUAUUGACGUCAGCGUCGGCAGAUGCCAGAUCUCGUAAUCCGGAUAAACUUCCAAGGAUAGUGAGCCUUGCUUUGGACAAGUCUACCUUGAUAUGUAAGAAUGAUGUGUGUAUAAUUUUAAGAGAUAGAUACACAUCUGUAUGACACCGGAUUGCAUAGACCUUUUUGUUUUAAAUGCUUAAAUGCACAUGCGCUCGUAGUCUGGCCAUGGCGGGAGCCCGGGUGGCGACGUUGUCGUUGCUGGAUAUUGGCUCGCCUGCAGAGCGGUAGUGCAGAUCAUCUUUAGUAGUGAUAUUUAGCGGAAGUGAGGGCCCCGUAUUUUGGUGUUCUCAAUCGAGAGAACUCCAAGCUAAGGAGCGUAGAUACUCGAGUGAUGGGUGCUGGUCAGUGUCACGUCGGCCCGAGGGGGGCAACGUGCCUAAGGCUUACGUCUGGGUAUUUCUUACCGGUAAUGAUAUUAUUAUCUGGUUUCCACUGGGCAGUUUCUAUGCCACAGCUGUACCCCAUAAGUGGCAGAACCGUCAGAUUGAACGAGUCGGAAAUUAUUCUCUGCCACAAUGAUCGGGAUUAUAUGAAAUUUACUGUGAGGUCUCGCAAGCAAGGAUGCUGGAUAAAUGAAUAUUACGCUGUGAAUGCAAGUCAAUCUUCGGGAAAAAAUCCAGAGUUACAAGACAGCAGUAGGCGGCAGUGGUACGAGAUUAGUCUCUACACCACUGAGAUCAGCUUUUGGAUCAAACUAAACGGCAGAAAAAUGCAUCUUAUACAGCGCAAAUGGAAAGCUGCUAGAACGUGUAAAGAAAAGACUUUUACUCUAACUUUCAGUAGCACUGACACUAUCCUCAGUAGCUAUUCCUCGACACUAGUGGCCGCCCUGGUCAUGGGAACUAAAAAGAGAAACGAAUCUGAACUAAAUAUUGAUACAAUUAUAAGUAAACUUGAUUUCAUAGAAACAUUAUCUGCAAAGGAAAAGAAAUAUAUGAAUACUCAUGUUAGUACACAUACUAGUAGCCCCAAGUUUAUUAGCCACGAUUUCCUGGGAUUUGUUGCACUGUUCAUCCCUCUUUUGGGACUAUUGUGGUGUCUCAAGUUCAUCUGGAACCCAAGGAAGAUAGCGCUGCAGUACGUGAGGAGAGUCAGUAUUGCCCGAGGAAUUCCCUUACCUGAAUCUGAAAGCGGCGUACCGCUUGUCUACACCAAUCAGCAGCGGCAGCAGCAGCAGCAGCAACGAGACCUCCCUCCAGCUUAUAAUGACGUAAAUCAAAGCGCUUCACCGCCUCCAUACUCCGAAGUUGAACGUUUGCAGAGGCUUUUGAGUGAAAUGCGUUCAGAACGAGUGAAUACCGAAGACACUUCUCCGUCACAGGAAGAAAUGAAAGAAAUCAAGAAAUCUGAUCCGCCACAACCGGACUUCAGCCCGACGUUUGUCGAGACUUCAUUAACAACACAACCGAGCUCCAAAACUGAGGAAGGCUCAGCAGAAGACGGCUGCAAGAGUGUAGAGUCACCCCUCCCCGACUCUAACUCUACAAACGAACCUGCAGCAGAUGACAGCGCUUCCUCAGAAGCCCAGUCUGGCACCACAAGUCUCAGAACUGGAUGGACCCGAUUCGAAGACGAGUAGAAUUUUAAUCACUUCGGUUACUCUGAAGGUACACAUCGGCAGGUGACUUCAUGAAGAACAUGGCCACAUGAAAAUAGAAACAGUGCUUGACACAUGGUUUGCUUCACUGUGCCCUACAAGCAGUGACGUGCGCAGAGAUCCCAUUACGGGUUUAUUUAUACACAUUUCUAUGUGUAUCUAAACCAGAUAAUCAAUAACAACUGAAUUACCGAAGCCCUCACAAACUCAAGGAACAAGUUGUAUUAUUGCCUUCAAACCCCUUCUCAACAAUAGUUGUAUUCUUAUGCUUCGAGUUACUCGUAGGAGAAAUAUAUGAUUUGUUCAUUAACAUUUAAAGACCAAUCACUGGUGAAUUAUCAUGUUUUGAAACUUCAAUAAUACCAAAGUCUUUGUGUUAAUUUUUUGGUAACAUUAACGUACAGUAUUUUAAUGUCGCCGGGACUUAUUGAAACGCCAAAUGGGGCAUUCUGAAUAUAGACCUCUCUUAAGUUGAUAUCAUGGAGACCUCUCUUAAGUUGAUAUCAUGGAGACCUCUCUUAAGUUGAUAUCAUGGAGAAUACCUUAUUUUUCAUGUUGAUAACAGUGAAUAUUUGUAUUAUAUCCUCACAUAAGCUCUAUUACUCUGCAUUAGCCUAGUUUUCCUUGCCAAUUUCGCGACUUCAGUGAAUAACAGUUUGUAUAUUAAGUUUAUUCUACAAACACUGACUUUUAUUUUGUCAUUACAUAUGUGAUUGUUUUAAUAGUGUUUAGAGUGUAAGUGGCACUGUGUCCUGAUGUCUGUAACGUGUCAGAGACAUUGUGUCUAAGUCACUUUAGAAAAACACUUGCACUUAAAAUAUUGGAUUACAAUUAAACAUGAUUGUGAUUGAAUUAUAUUAUACCUCUACAUUGUGAUUGGUUAUGUGGCACAGCUGUAGCUAUGUGUACCAUGUAGGUGUAAUCAUUUGUACCGUGCUGCUGUAACUAUGUGAACCAUGCUGCUGCUGUAGUUGUGGGUACCAUGCAGCUGUAGCCGUGUGUUCCAUGUAGCUGUAGCCAUGUGGACCAUGUAGCUGUAGUCAUGUGGACCUGUGUACCACGCAUUUUUAUUCUACUCAAUGUACAUAAUAGUUAAACAGAAGAAAGGUGUUCACAUUAAACAUGGAACUCCUCUGGACAGGUGAUUAAACUGAGGAGAGCCAACAUGGAACAAUACAUAACAUAGUGCAAGUGUUAUGUAUUUUGUUAAUAACAUUAAUCCAUUGCUAUACUAUGUAUACUAUGUAUACUCUGUAAUUACAAAGUCAAUUGAAGGUUGUGCUCUAGAGAAGUGUCUGUAGCCUGAAAGUAGUGUUUUUAUAUUCAGAUUUAUUUUUAAUGAGGAAUGUAGACUUGUAAAAAAUAUGUGAUGUUAACCGUGAUUGGGGAUGAAGCCUAAAAAUCCCCUGUAAAAAGGGGAGAGGAAGCCUAAAAAUCCCUCUAAAAGGGGGGAGGAAGCCUAAAAAUCCCCUCUAAAAGGGGGGAAGAAGGGGAGUGGGGGUGGUGGACCGAAGGCUUACAAAAAUAAGCCUAGUCCUAUCAGCUGUAUAAUUCUAUAUUACACGGUUAUCUUAUCUUGAGAUGAUUUCGGGGCUUUUAGUGUCCCCGCGGCCCGGUCCUCAACCAGGCCUCCACCCCCAGGAAGCAGCCCGUGACAGCUGACUAACUCCCAGGUACCUAUUUUACUGCU
This is a messenger RNA of Procambarus clarkii (red swamp crayfish), 3355 nucleotides long. RefSeq lists its product as uncharacterized. The record is from RefSeq and is a predicted model, not a curated record. Lineage: Eukaryota; Metazoa; Arthropoda; Malacostraca; Decapoda; Cambaridae.